Molecule: messenger RNA, 1554 nt
Organism: Prorocentrum cordatum
Lineage: Eukaryota; Dinophyceae; Prorocentrales; Prorocentraceae
Source: the annotation of a GenBank genome assembly
AUGGAGUCGGCCCUUAGCGUCGCUCUCACUUCUGGCAGCGGCAUCGAUAGCGCCGGCGGCAGCGCGAUGCUUAGCAGCCUAUCCUCGCUCAACGCUGCAAGCUCUGAUGUUUCCUCCGGGGCGCGAUCCUCGAGGACAGUUACUAGGUCAUUUGGUGAGCAGCAGAUGCUCACGACGAAGCUGCUCAGCGUGACGAGCCAGCUCGGGACGGCGGCCGCCAGCGCGAUGAUCGCUGGCACAGAGCAGACGCUCGAUGGGACGGACGCCGACGGUGUCGGGGCUCAAAUGAUGUUGGCCAAGCUGGCUUCCAUAUCGGUAGACGGCGUGGGCGUGUCGGGCCUCUCGUGGGGGCGGCAGACCCGGCGGCUCUCGUCGAGCCCGUGCCAAGACAUCCACAUCCAGCAGACCAAGUGGAGCGGGACCAACCCGCACUCGUACGCGGACCCGGCAAGGGGCCAAGAGUUGCCCCUGUCGAAGGGCCCGUUGAACGGGUAUGUGCACGCGAACGCUUCCGUCAAGAUUCUUUCCAUGCAGGCGUGCGGGGAGCCAGUCGAGUAUGUGAAGGACGGCGAGCGCCGCUUGGUCACCACGCUGAGCGGCGACUCGCCGCUCGAGUUGACGCUGACCAUGGCGGCCAUCCCAGGCGUUGCCGAGGAGGGCUAUGGCUGGGAUCCCGUAUGCGCUUGGUUCAACGAGAGCGGUGCGGAGUGGACCGCCGACGGAACAGCCUUUGUGGGUUCUGCCAACGAGUCCGGUGGAGGCGUGACGUGCCAGGCCUCGAUCGGCAUCUCCAGCAUGGCAUACACGGCGGUCUGGGUGGAGUUUUUGCUCCCGACGACGACGACCACCACCACCAGGACGCCGACCACUACGUCGACGACGAAGACCACCACAACCACCACGAGCUCGUGGGCUUGCGACACAGCGAUGCUGCACAGCCCGUACUGGCGGGCGAGGUGGAAUUGUUCUUGGGGCCUGGACACUAGCACUGAUAAUGAAACUGGAUUGGCCCUCACGCGGAAUUAUACGUGCGUUGCUUUCUGCGCAGCAGGCAGCACGCUCACCACGACGGCCCAAUGCGAUGGCGCGAGGUGGGUCGUCGUGGAGGAGUGUCUUUCCAGCGCUGAUAGCGGCGGCGGCGACGACGACGACGAAUCAGGAUUCUUCGGCACGGGCAGAGCGCUGUUGUUCGCGGCUGGUGGCGGCUUCAUCGCAGUGUUGCUAUGUGCCGCCUGUCUUGUGGGUGGCUUCCUGUACUACCGGUACCGCCAGGAGCUGGAGGACAGAGAGGAGCCGCUGGUGGAGCACCACGUCGCCUGGCAGGAGGACGAGCCUGCGUACGCGGCUGCCCGCAACAUCAGGCCAGCUAGCUACAGGCCGAACCACCUGCGCUCCGCCGCCAACCCGCAGCCCCGCCGCAGCGAGCAGGACGGCAACUUCUGGGAGUGGGCCCGCCACUGGGCCAGCCCCCACCCUUUCCAGGUCCAUGGGGCUGAGCCUUCGCCCCCGCCGGCGGCCGAGGCCGCCGCCCCUCGGCCGCCCCGCAGCCGCUGA